AUGCAUACAUCACUGGGGGUCUCAUUUGACUUGCCGCUGCCGCUGGCACAGUCGUUCUCGCUGGUUGCAUCGAUCGCUUCAUCCUCUCAAAGAGGUAAACCCAUCAAUUCGAUCACUUUGCCUUGGAUUCGCGAGGCAAAGUUCGGCCAUACUCUUGGAAUCCGCUCCAAUGUGCUUUCUAGCUUAAACAAUGGAUCUACGAGGCCUGGACCCGCUGAUUUGAUCCAUUGGGGUCGUCAUUAUGGCGAAAGGUCCUCCACAUUUACUCAUAACGAAUUUGCGCCGCCAACAACAGUCAGCCAUUCCAAAGAGGAGGACGGUUAUGUCGGCUACUUUCACUUUUGCAACGGAAUCGACUACACUAACGGACCUGCGAUGGUGGAGGAAUACCUCUUGAAAGCUAUAGGACUAGAAUCCAGACCAGACGGAUAUUUCUGGAGCUCCAACACAAACGUGGCCUCAUAUGGAGUAUACAACAAUAAGCAGAUGGUGGUAACUCUCUGUGCAUACAACAUUUUCGGCCGUCAGGAGCUUCGGGCACGGCUAAUUAUCCUGGUUGCAAAAUCUAGAAAAUUGCCUGUCACGGUUGAUUGUCUGUACAACGUCACUUCCCAGCUUCUGAAGAAACUGCAUAACUACAACCGUUACACCGUGACAGAACUUCCUGAUUCUUUUUGGCUGGAGCUAGCUGUGUCAAGUAUCGUUCGACUUUUCUACUCUGGUGAUGAUCCUUCACAUCAGCUAUGUGGAACCGUCAGUCUUCCUGUCCAAUUGCAAUCCAAAGAGGUCAUAACGAAUGCAGUUGACAGAAUCAUUGAUUUACUCCCCAAGGGCCACUUGACGGGCCACAGAGCCUCCAUGGGUGCGCCCACAGCCAGCGGAGAUGGAUCUAAGGUGUUUCGAUACAAAAACCGUCUUGUAGAUGCGCUCAAACGUCUAGUUUUGCUUGAUUUGAGCGGCAAAAUUGGCGACCAUGCCAUAUCUCGCAUAGAGACCGCAUUCGGAAAGGAGUUUGACUACGUGAUCUGCCAGCUCUACCGUGCUCAACACAACAAAAACAACGACCAGCAAUUUCUCUCUCUUGUACAUACCCAUUUGGGCCAAGACAGUACUCUGACCCAGGCUGCAUUAUUGAUGGUUGAGCAGGUACGCUUUCUUGUUGCGAAGGGUCACUAUUCUGUAGCGCUGACUAUUGCAGCUAGAGCGGUGGGAAUUUUACCUCUUGAUUUCGAUGCAUGGUACCACUUAGCUCUCUGCUACAUCAUGGAACGAAAAUUUGAUCAGGCACUCCAGACCAUCAACUGCCUUCCCGUAGUAUUUACUAAACUGAGAUUGGCUGAAGAUUCCGUGGACGAUGUUUACGACACCUAUGCCAUGUGCUUCAUGGAACGAAUGGUGUACGGCCAAGGCAUCAGCAUGGAUUCGUUUGAGAAAUUUUUCCCUCCUCCGAAGUCGGAGUUCCUGAUGUGUGAUGAAGGCUCGAUCCAAAAUUUAUGGUACCUGGAGUUUGUCCGGAGACCACAUUUACGUCAUCCAAUUUCGGGCCCGUUCUUCCAGUCUCCGCUUUCGUCUGCCACUCCAAUUGAGAUCUCGGCUGUUGAUGCACAUAUAAUGAAGGUGAGUAGCCCGUCGUCCAAGCGCCAUAUUCUAUCGUCUCAAUCUCGUGGAAAUCCAUGGACUUCCGUUUUGGAUUUCGACCGAACUUCAACUUGGGGCAGGGCCUACGAUUUGAUCACAACAAUUGUGGCUAUAAUAGGCUGGGACAGUACGGUCCAAGCCAAGGCUAAUGUGUUUCGCAAAGGUGACGACGAAGACGGCAAGAAUUACGUUGUAGAUCAUUUGACAUGCUCCCGAGAGGAGUGCCAGCCGUGGCUCGACCUGCUCUUCUUGGUUGUUUACGAAGACAUCAGGGCCAUGAUGGUGGUUUCCAGCGAAGAUAAUAAUAGAAGCGCACUUUCGUGGAACAUGAUUGGUCUUGUGGGGUGGAGUUGUAAGUACAACCUCAAGGAUAGCAUUUCUUCCAUUGUCACUAGCGUGGCAGGAGUUGCUGCUGACGGGGGCUUCGACUACUUUGGAACUGUCAAGUUGUUGGAAAUUUACAACGAGUUCGUGUUGAGCGACGUGGAAUCCUCAUCCAUUGACCGUCUUACUUGUGUUUAUGAUGGCAGAAGCUACUCCAACAAGCUCAUUGUGCAGAGCAUUUCUCCCACAGUUCUUGAGGAGUUCGAAAAGCAACUAGUGGACGGAUAUCUUACUCUCGAGUUGGUAUUGUUGUACUUGAUGAAGCUUGUCUCGUGGAACUUACGAUGGUACCAAUAUAUUCCUAGCCACUUGGCGACCAACACUCUCGUCAAACUCUGCAUCAAAUACGACUUAGUCUACAUUCGACUGAUUCUUCGUGUCGUUUACGAGACCUACAAACAGCAACCAUCAAAAAAGACGUCUCAAGGAUUCUCUGUUCUGCAACUCUUUGCAACCAAAACAACUAAAAACGCGCCUGCUGCCGACUUUGCCGAAGCAGACACAGUUGUUGAGUACAUGGAGCGGCUUCUAAGCUGGAUUGAGUCGAUUCAAUCUUGA
This is a messenger RNA of Sungouiella intermedia, 2580 nucleotides long. The record is from the annotation of a GenBank genome assembly. NCBI's taxonomy places the organism in Eukaryota, Fungi, Ascomycota, Pichiomycetes, Serinales, Metschnikowiaceae.